Messenger RNA from Chaetomium fimeti, 2743 nucleotides. RefSeq lists its product as uncharacterized. The transcript has 3 exons. Lineage: Eukaryota; Fungi; Ascomycota; Sordariomycetes; Sordariales; Chaetomiaceae. The record is from RefSeq and is a predicted model, not a curated record. The coding region runs from base 163 to 2634 and encodes 823 amino acids. Gene Ontology annotation, molecular function: protein binding.
AGGUCGUCAACUGCGGGGUUCCCCAUGAUCAGACAAGGUUGCGGACCAAGGGUGGUCUGGGGCGUGAUCGAGAGAAACUCUCCCUGCCGUCAAUUCUCAACCUCCUAAGGACUGUUCUCUUUUACAUGCAACUUAGGAGAUCGACAAACCCCGAACAACGUGAUGGACUCCACGGACAUGGAUAUUGACAACCCUCGCCCUGGUGAAGACGCCACCGAGGGCGGGACCGGGUCAUACAACUUGACCUUCAAAAUAACUACCACCCUUCAGGAUGAACUCGACGCAUUCGUUCGAUACAGCCGACUAGGACUUUUUCGGAGAGCCCAGGAAGUUUACGCCGAUGUCUUGGAGGGCACGUACGACACUCUGUUCCCUGUCACGGCUGAACUAGCCGACUCGCUUCUCGAGCAAGGCAGCUUUCACCGUUUAUCCAGGUUGAUGGAUUCCAGGCUCCGUCGGGUGGAAGAGCUUGGAUUCGAAAAGGGUCAAGUCGGGUUGCUUCAACUUUUGAAAGCGCUCACGGACCUUCACCACCAUGGAAACCUACGCAGUGCACUGAGUGUGGCCCGGUCCUGGCGAGAGCACGCCGCGACCUUCAUGAUCCCGGUGACUCUCUCUACCGUCGAUAAACUCUCCCUCGCAGCGUAUCUUCGCAUCGUCGCCUUUGCAUAUACAGCUUCGAAUUGGCUUCGGCCGCACGACAUGCAGCCCCCCUGGCAAAAUUAUAGCGCCGAGCCGUGGUUGGGUUUCUACCAUUUGUUUAGGAGACUGAGUGGAGAGCCCGCGGAUGCCUGGAGCGCAAGGAGUCUUUUUCGGCCGCUGAUAGCCUCGCUCUCUCUGCGGGAGGCGGCUGAGCUGUACGAGAUGUGGCUCACUGCUAAGAGGGCGCAAUCACCCCAUGAGACCGACGAGGAAGAACUCCUAGCAGACCUAUCCAUCACAACUAGUUACGGUCGCAAGCUCAUUGCCAGCGGAAACACAGGCGACCGGACGAUUCCCCGUCGUAUCAAUGAGCUCCUUGGCAGAUCUCAGGGACUGCUGGGCGAAUUGACCACACUCAUCCAGGAGGUUGACGACCUCACGAAUAUCCGGAUCCGACCGGCUCUUGAAUUGGACUUGGCCAGGCUUGAGCAAGUAGCCGCCACAGUUGGGAACCCACAAACCUACGACUUUUUCCUCAACAGCGGCAAGCAAACAUGGCUGUUGGCCCGCAAGAACCACGACCUUGUCACCCAAAUGGAUUGGUUCCGGAUACAACACAUUCCCGCGGCCUUUGGUGUCCAUACAUUAGAGGGCGAUAUUUUCGGUGACUUGCGAGACUGGAAUGAGGACAUGCUGGGGUACGUAACAGCCAUGGCUGACCGAAUCUUAUCCGUCCCCGAAGUGGCCACAAUUUUGGCCUCGUCACCAAAGCUGGGAGAAGAAAGGACGGAGUCAGACACCGCGGCCAUGCAAGCGUUCAGGAACCCGUUAUUGAAUGUACUGGACAAACCGUGGGGCGUUGAGGAUUUCGAAACAUGGCUAGAUUCGAGUGCAAUGACGAUACCAAUGGUUACGUUCAGGGGGUCCGUGGCUCGCCUCCUACUCGCCCAGCCAACAGAGGUCAAAGGGAAGGUUGCAGGUGCGAAGAGAAAGAUCCUUGAGGUCUGGCAAGACAUGCAAUGGCCUUUGCAUUGUAUGGUGGGCACUGGGUACAUAGGAGGAGUGCAGCUUCUCCUUCAACAUGGUGCACGACUAGACAUGAGGGACUCUGAGCAGCAGACUCCGCUCUACCUUGCGGUAAAGGUCCGGAAUAUCGCUAUGGUUGAUUUCCUACUCCGGCAUCAUGCACCCACCGACUCGGUGGACGUGGAUGGCCAUUGGUCCCUGAGUUGGGCUGCUAUACAGGGGCACGAGCCGAUUGCGCGGCUGCUCAUCGACCGUGGCGCCAACAACAACGCAGGGGGUACAUAUAUCCAGACACUGUUAUCGUUAGCUAUCGAGAAUGGGCACGAGACGAUUGUGAGGCUGCUCCUCGACCGUGGCGCCGACAUCAACAUAGAGGAUUCUCGCGGCCAGACACCGCUAUCGUUAGCUAUCGAGAAUGGGCACGAGGCGAUUGUGAGGCUGCUCUUCGACCGUAGCGCCGGCAUCAAUGCUCAGAGUCGUUCGAGCGGCCAGACAUCGCUGGCAUUAGCUACCGGGAAUGGGCGCGAGGGGACUGCGAGACUGCCCCUCGGCCGUGACGCCCAUAUCAAUGCAGACGACACACACACUCCAGCUGUUCAGAAAGGCUCGCCCGCCACGCCAUCAGCCAAGCCAGCGAUGGCGGCGCAAGGAAAGGAGAAGAUGUAUGGUCCCCGGUUUGGAUUGCCCCUCGGCCCCUUUCAAGGCGCGUCGCUCGUGUACAUUUCUAAUGUCCUAAAAGUGAGCAAGACGAGGGGGACUUUGUGUUCAACCAGAAAGACUAUCAGACGCCCAAGGUUGCGAAAUCGAAGAAGGCUGCACCGAAGUUCAUGGUGCAUGAUACAGUCAUGGUCACGCUACCCGGAACAGAAGACCCGGAGGGGCCAUAUAAGGUCAGUGACGUUGUGCUUGGCGGGUUCAAGCUCUGUACCCUGGAAGGGGAUGUGCCAGUCAUGGAGGGCGAGGUAAUCGAAGGAAAGUACUUGAAAUGGUGUCAGCCUUAUGGUUAGCGUACCUCUAGUUUUGUGAGAUCGCUUCCAGAUUAUUGAAGGAAUUGAAAACGUAAUCGGGAUGAUGU